CAAAGAGGCACACCAAGGCUUGCCUAGAAGCCCGCGGGGCAGAGGGCGACGCGACUCCCGAAUUGCCCUUUCCCAAAAGCUUUGGAUGCCGGAGGAGGAGGAGGAGGAGGCAGGACUCGCAGCCCGGCAGGAGCUCAGCCGCCGCCUUCAGAGCCCUUGGACAGCGCUACGGAAAAGUUGUACUUCGACGACACGGCAAGGAUUCCCGCUGCACGCCCCUCCUUCCUAUUCGGGGGACCCAUGGGCUGCCCUCGCCUUUGAUCCAGCAGACAGAAGAGGAGGAAUAAAAACGAUGGAUGCCGUUGCACCUACACAACUGCCGCUUCCGAAGCACAUUUUGGAUGUAUGGGUUAUUGUCCUGAUCAUCUUGGCCACCAUCAUUGUCAUGACAUCCCUUCUGUUGUGUCCAGCGACAGCAGUGAUCAUUUACAGAGUCCGGACACACCCGAUACAAAAUGGAGCUGUGUGAAAAUGACCAUCUCCUGUCAGUGUUUGGCUUUCCAUUUGUGAAACAUGAGCUUCAGACAUAAUAUGGGCAUUGAUCAAUGUCUCUGGCUGUCUUCAGUGUUAAGCACAGAUUAGAAAUAUGUGUUAGCAUGCAUAAGGAAGCAGGAUUUGUACCCAUGAGAUGGGACAGCUCCAGGUCACAAGUAAGCUUCUAAUUAAGACUGUCACCCUAUAGCACUAAACCAAGGAUUUAAUCCAUCUGUUAUGGAAUCAACUCACCUGACAUCUGAGUCCAGAUUUCUCGUAUUGAUAUGUAUCUGCUGGGAUUGUGUGCCUUGAAGUCAUUUCAGACUUAUGGCAAUUCUACAGCAACCCUGUCAUGAGUUUUGGGGGGCUGAGAGGAUGUGAUUUUCUCAAGAUUGUGAAAGGUUUCUAUGGCCAAGCAGGAAAUCAAACCCUGGUCUCCAGAAUCAUAGUUGAACGCUCAAACCGCUACACCAUGCUGGCUCUGGUUUACAUGUGAACUUCAAUCAAAAUAGGAUUCUGAGGAAUGUGACUCCUCAAGUCUACUGAGCAAAAUUUUCCUGAGAACUAUGGUGAUGGCAGAACAAGAGACCCGGAAAAGAAACAAUAGUGUCUUACAACAAAAACUCUUUAAAAUGUUUCCAGAUGUGGUUGCCAUGUGAGCAAGCUGCUUUGUCUGUUCCAAACAAAUGGCUAACUUCUUUCCACAAGAGACUCAAUGGAGGGAAGAGCAUUGAUUGUACUUUCUUAGAAUAUUUGGCUGUUCUUUCCCAAGUUUUGCUAGCAUAAAUAACUGUAAAUAGCUACAAAGGAAAUACGAAGGAGAAUUGAGACGAGCUGAUAAGCACUCAUACACAAACAUAAUUGUGGUAUAUAGCUGUGGAUGAUAUAUUUCUCACAAAAUAUUUGAUUCUUUUUAAUAAGCCUACAGAAUUGCAGUACAAAAACAAAGGGAAGUGAGAUUCAGUGAGAUUAAUUUUACUGGCAAGGUCUUGUUUACAAUGUGGCAAUGAUGAAAGAGAAAGAGAAAGAAGACCACUUUGUAGAUUGAAUGAUUCAAUAAAGGAAGCCACAAGAGCAUUGCCGUUGGUGACCAAGCUCUUAUUUAUAGCAUUGUCUAAAGUUGAUGGCAAAUCAGGACAAAAAUGAGAAUGCAGCUAGCUUGAGAACAGGAAUGGACAACUUCCAAGGUCGGGAGCAGUUUUCUAUAGCAGCCAGAGUGGAAGGAAGCAAAAGUCAACAUGGCCAGAGGUCUACUUGGUUUUUGAAAAAUUCACAUUGAACACUGCACAGAGUGUAUGAAUAACCUAUUUAAAAGGUGAAUUGUCCAUGAAGCUUCCAGGGGAGGUAAUUCAUCUCGCCCCUACCAUAAAAAGAGAAACCUUGAGGGAUCAAUGGCCAAAAAAAGUCCUGGGGGUGGCACACAUAUUCCUAAGCCACACUUUGCCUAUCCCUGAUCUAGCAGUACUGUAUCCAGACUGAAAGGACCCAUCCUUAUUGUAUCCAUGAAGCCACUAGGAAAUUUGUUGCAUAAGGAUAGCUAAUAUCUGUAAACAGAGAUGAGAAGAUGUGAUGUUCAAGAUGUUGUCAGACUUCUUAUCCUUGCAACUUUGACUGAUAAGUUGCAUCUCAACAGCAUACAGAGUGUCGUGUGUUUCUUCAUCCUGUUCUAUAGUCUUCAAGCACCCUGCUGGAUCCAAGAGCCAUGGCCAGAAAUGCCCUUCAAAGCCAAAUGUUAGGGGAUGCCGAUCCUUCUUAGUUCUGCUGGAGUGCUGUCCACAAGUAUAAAUAUGUGUAUGUGUUUCUAAACAUUAUAAAAUAUAUACCAGCCUGUGAAACUAUCCAUAAGGUAGGAGAGGGAAAUUGUGUACACAUCAAAGGAUAGUGAAUGGAUUUGCAGUGAAUUUAUCAGCAGACGGUAUCUCUUGUUAAACUAUACUAUUGUAUGAACCCACAUAAUAAACAAGGUUUUAUUGCACAA
Messenger RNA from Anolis sagrei ordinatus, 2452 nucleotides. RefSeq names its product small integral membrane protein 3 (gene SMIM3). NCBI's taxonomy places the organism in Eukaryota, Metazoa, Chordata, Lepidosauria, Squamata, Anolidae. The record is from RefSeq and is a predicted model, not a curated record.